CAAAUGCUGGCUCAUGUACGCCAUUUUGGUUUAAUGUUGUGAAACUAGCGGUGGUUACAUUGAUUUUUGGCUAUUUGUUGACUAUUUGUUGGCAUUUUUUCAAUAUGUUCUCAGAUCCUAACCUUUAUUCAAAUUUUGUAAAGGCAUCAGAACGUUUAUCUGGCGAAAAUUUUCGAAAUAAUAACACAAAAGUAUGCCAAGACAUUCAGGGAAGACUGUCGGGAAGGGAAGCGAAGGAGUUUUAUGACGAUCUUGUAUCAUCAACAGUUCAUAUCAACGAUACAGACAGCAGUAGAAGAACAAACUUGAAAGAUCCUUUCAAUUUGGGUGACAAACGUGUUGAAAGAGUGUCGAAACGACGUCAACUUGAAGAAGCAACAACUACCACAACAAAAUCAGCUGUUUGCUCACAUAACAAAUCUAGAAAAAAAUGUUUAAGAAGAAAAUCAAGCGAGAAUGACGCUGUAAGCAGUCGUUUUGUUAACAAAUAUCUGCAACAUGCACAGAACGGUGACUUGAAUGAAGUGAAAAUAUUACUAAGUGAUGAUAAAGUUGACAUAGACGUGUGUGAUCAAUUUGGUUGGACUGCUCUGAUGUGUUCUGCAUAUAAUGGACACAAAGAUAUUGUGAAGUAUCUUUUGAGUCAAGGAGCUUCUUGGAAAAACACAAAGAACGCUAGAGGUCAGACRGUAUUAGACCUCUCAAAACUAGCCAAACAGCAAGACAUUGUUGAACUUCUGACUAAUUGGGAUCUUGUAAACUGUAGAAGUAGCAGGAGAAAGUACAGUGACAAAGCUACACGUAGUCCUUUUUGGUGUUGUAUAUGUCAGCAAGAUUUCACAGAAGACAAGAAGAAACACCAAAGCUCAACAGUGCAUUUGUUCAAUUGUCAACAUAAACCUAAGGACACUUAUUUUUCAAUUCCCAUCAACAAUCCAGGGUACAAGAUGAUGGUCAAGUCUGGAUGGGACGAUGAGAAAGGUUUAGGUCCAGAGGGUGAGGGCAGAAAGUACCCCAUCAAAACAGUUUUGAAAAGAGACAGAUAUGGUCUUGGCAGUAGCAAAUCCUCCAAGCCAAGAGUGACCCAUUUUGGGCCAAAUGAUGAGGAAGCUGUUAAAAUAAAGAAAAAUCAUGAAAGAAAGGAAUCCAAAAGAACUUUAUCAAAGAAACAGAAGAGAAUGAAAGAAAGCAAGGAAAAGGCAUGGGAACGAAAUAUGAGAUUAUACAUGAACACUUAAUUAUUAACUUGAAUUAACUAACAAGCUGCAAUAAGAUAUGAAAUUUAUGAUAUCAAAAAUAAUAUUUGGUUUAAUGGAUUAUUUCAAGAUAUUUUUUAAAGCAAUUUGUCAUUUCAAUAAUGUAGGGGGAUAUUGCAAUAAGUUACAUAUGGCUUGACAAGGAAAAAAUUGACAAUACAAUGACUCCUUUUUAUACCAAUUUGAAAGUGAAUUUUUCUCCGAUCAGUGCUUUUUUAUUAAGAAGUCUCAUGCAUUUCAAGCGCCAUUUUUCAAGCCUAGUAGUUUGUUCUUCUUCUACAUGGGGAGUCUGAAGUUCUGUUGUUGCAAGUGUUUGUUUUUCAUGCUCAUUAUGAGCUUCCUUUGCUGCCAUGCGAG
Molecule: messenger RNA, 1613 nt
Organism: Exaiptasia diaphana
Lineage: Eukaryota; Metazoa; Cnidaria; Anthozoa; Actiniaria; Aiptasiidae
Product: G patch domain and ankyrin repeat-containing protein 1
Exons: 2
Coding region: 105-1238 (377 amino acids)
Molecular function (GO): protein binding; nucleic acid binding
Source: RefSeq, a predicted model, not a curated record